Molecule: messenger RNA, 2086 nt
Organism: Condylura cristata (star-nosed mole)
Lineage: Eukaryota; Metazoa; Chordata; Mammalia; Eulipotyphla; Talpidae
Gene: BRD7
Product: bromodomain containing 7
Exons: 16
Coding region: 401-1930 (509 amino acids)
Biological process (GO): regulation of transcription by RNA polymerase II
Cellular component (GO): nucleus
Source: RefSeq, a predicted model, not a curated record
GCGCCCUCCUUUUGUUUAAGAGUAUGUGGAGAAGCCCCUGAAGCUGGUCCUCAAAGUGGGAGGUAACGAAGUCACCGAGCUCUCCACCGGCAGCUCGGGGCACGAUUCCAGCCUCUUCGAAGACAAGAACGACCAUGACAAACACAAGGACAGAAAGCGGAAAAAGAGAAAGAAAGGAGAGAAGCAGGUGCCAGGGGAGGAAAAGGGGAGAAAGCGCAGGCGAGUCAAGGAGGAUAAAAGGAAGCGAGAUCGGGACCGUGUGGAGAAUGAGGCAGAAAAAGAUCUUCAGUGUCAGGCCCCUAUAAGAUUAGACUUGCCCCCUGAGAAGCCUCUUGCCAGCUCUUUAGCCAAACAAGAAGAGGUAGAACAGACACCCCUUCAAGAAGCUUUGAAUCAACUAAUGAGACAAUUACAGAGAAAAGACCCGAGUGCUUUCUUUUCAUUUCCUGUGACUGAUUUUAUUGCUCCGGGCUACUCCAUGAUCAUUAAACACCCAAUGGAUUUUAGUACCAUGAAAGAAAAGAUCAAGAACAAUGACUACCAGUCCAUUGAGGAACUAAAGGAUAACUUCAAGCUCAUGUGCACUAAUGCUAUGAUCUACAACAAACCAGAGACCAUUUAUUAUAAAGCUGCAAAGAAGCUGUUGCACUCAGGGAUGAAAAUUCUUAGCCAGGAGAGAAUUCAGAGCCUGAAGCAGAGCAUCGAUUUCAUGGCAGAUUUGCAAAAAAGCCGAAAGCAGAAGGACAGGACAGAUGCCUCACAGAGCGGGGAGGACAGCGGCAGCGGCUGGCUGAGGGAAAGGGAGGACCCCGCGGGUGCUGAAGCACAAACUCUUAAGAGCCCCAGCAAGGAAAACAAAAAGAAAGACAAAGACAUGGUUGAAGAUAAAUUUAGAAGCAGUAAUUUCGAGAGAGAGCAGGAGCAGAUUGACCGCAUCGUUAAGGAAUCUGGGGGAAAGCUAACCCGGAGGCUCGUUAACAGCCAGUGUGAAUUUGAAAGAAGAAAGCCAGAUGGAACGACGACGUUAGGACUUCUCCACCCUGUGGACCCCAUUGUGGGAGAGCCAGGCUACUGCCCCGUGAGGCUGGGAAUGACAACUGGAAGGCUUCAGUCUGGAGUGAACACUUUGCAGGGGUUCAAAGAAGAUAAAAGGAACAAAGUAACUCCAGUGUUAUACUUGAAUUAUGGACCCUACAGUUCUUAUGCACCACAUUAUGACUCCACAUUUGCAAAUAUUAGCAAGGAUGAUUCUGAUUUAAUCUAUUCAACCUAUGGGGAAGACUCCGACCUGCCCAGUGAUUUCAGCAUCCACGAGUUUUUGGCCACAUGUCAAGAUUAUCCAUAUGUUAUGGCAGAUAGUUUACUGGAUGUUUUAACAAAAGGAGGUCAUUCUAGAACACUGCAAGAAUUGGAGACGUCAUCGCCUGAAGAUGAAGACCAGACUAGGACACUUGAUGCAGUGAAAGAAAUGGAGGUUAUGGAAAUCGAGCCAGUGGGGCACUUAGACGCCACUAGUCAGGACAGGCUCACAGCACUGAAGGCUGUGACAAGCUUCGGUGUCCCGGUGGAAGUUUUUGACUCUGAAGAAGCUGAAGUGUUCCAGAGGAAACUUGACGAAACCACCAGGCUGCUCAGGGAGCUCCAGGAAGCCCAGAACGAGCGGCUGAGCACCAGGCCUCCCCCCAACAUGAUCUGUCUCUUGGGCCCCUCGUACAGAGAAAUGCAUCUCGCUGAACAAGUGACCAAUAAUCUUAAAGAACUUGCACAGCAAGUAACUCCCGGGGAUAUUGUGAGCCUGCGUGGGGUCCGGAAGGCGCUGGGGGUUUCGUUCCCCGCCCCUGCUGUAGAGAGCCACUUGGUAGACUUAACGGCAGAUUUUGAAGACCCUAGAAAGACUGAUGUGGUUGCGUGUGGACCUGAUGGGGUUUGAAGCUAAACUGCAUUUGAUUACAUAUCGUGUAUAUAUUCUUUUUCAUUCUAAACUUGGAAAUGCUUUUCAGAAGAUACUAAAUAUUUGUAAAUUGUGUUUUUAAUUAAACUUUGGAACAAUUAAUUUUAAUGUUCCAGAGGUGUGACUUCUGUUAGG